Ornithorhynchus anatinus (platypus) is the source of this 3067-nucleotide messenger RNA. RefSeq names its product sodium channel epithelial 1 subunit gamma (gene SCNN1G). The transcript is spliced from 12 exons. Gene Ontology annotation, cellular component: membrane. Gene Ontology annotation, molecular function: ligand-gated sodium channel activity. Gene Ontology annotation, biological process: sodium ion transmembrane transport. Lineage: Eukaryota; Metazoa; Chordata; Mammalia; Monotremata; Ornithorhynchidae. The record is from RefSeq and is a predicted model, not a curated record. The coding region runs from base 66 to 2039 and encodes 657 amino acids.
AUUUGUCCGACCCAGAACGCUACUGCCAACCUCCACCCUGACCCCUAGUAGAUCGUGCUUCCACCAUGGCGCCGGGGGAGAAGAUCACUGCCAAGAUCAAGAAGAAUCUACCUGUCACGGGGCCUCAGGCCCCGACCAUCAAGGAGCUGAUGAAAUGGUACUGCCUCAACACCAACACUCACGGCUGCCGUCGCAUCGUGGUUUCCCGGGGCCGCCUCCGCCGGCUGAUCUGGAUCAUAUUCACCCUGACGGCCGUGGGGCUGAUCAUCUGGCAAUGCGCCCUGCUCAUCCUCUCCUUCUACACCGUCUCCGUCUCCAUCACGGUGCAUUUCCAGAAGCUGGAUUUCCCCGCUGUCACCAUCUGCAACAUCAACCCCUACAAGUACAGUGCAGUGAAAGAGGUCCUGGCCGACCUGGACCAGGAGACCAAAAAUGCCCUGAGGAGUUUAUAUGGGCUAAAUGAAAUCAAGAAUCGAAAACGCCGGCACGCUGAUGUCCCAAACUCUUCCCGGGAGGACACGAGUCCUAAGUUCCUGAACAUCCUACCUCUUUUGUCCUUCAAGCCAAAUGAGACUGGCAAGAAGGCUACUGAAUUCAUCACAGGAAGAAAGCGGAAAAUCAGCGCCAACAUCAUCCACAAAAACUCCGGAGUCAUGCAUAUGCAAGAGGCCAAGGACAUUGUGGGCUUCCAACUGUGUGCUACUAAUGACACCAGUGACUGUGCCGUCUACACCUUCAGCUCAGGGGUGAAUGCCAUUCAGGAAUGGUACAAGUUACACUACAUGAACAUCAUGGCACAGGUGCCCCUGGAGAAGAAAAUUAACAUGAGCUACUCUAUCGAGGAACUGCUGGUCACCUGCUUCUUUGAUGGCAUCUCAUGUGACUCAAGGAACUUCACUCUUUUUCAUCACCCGAUGCAUGGCAAUUGCUAUACUUUCAACAAUGGAGCCAACAAGACAGUCCUCAGCACUUCUAUGGGAGGCAGUGAAUACGGGUUGCAGGUUAUCCUUUAUAUUGACGAAGAGGACUAUAACCCCUUCCUGGUGUCAUCGACUGGGGCCAAAGUGAUCGUCCACCGCCAAGAUGAAUAUCCCUUUAUCGAAGAUAUAGGGACAGAGGUUGAGACGGCAACUGCCACUUCGAUAGGAAUGCACCUGACGGAGUCCUUCAAGCUCAGCCAACCAUACAGCCAGUGCACUGAGGAUGGGAGUGACGUGCCCGUGAAAAACAUCUACAACGCAACCUAUUCUCUCCAGAUCUGCCUUCACUCGUGCUUCCAGAUGAAGAUGGUGGAGAAAUGUCAGUGCGCUCAGUAUACUCAGCCUCUGCCUCCCGGGGCAGAGUAUUGCAACUACAAGAAACACCCCAACUGGAUGUAUUGCUACUACAAACUUCACCAGGCUUUUGUCCGGGAAGAGUUGGGCUGUCAGGUGAUCUGCAGAGAAGCGUGCAGUUUUAAAGAAUGGGCUCUAACAACCAGCCUGGCUCAGUGGCCGUCUGCCGUUUCUGAGAAAUGGAUGCUACCAGUUCUAACUUGGGACAAGGGCCAGAAACCAGAAAGAAAACUAAACAAGACAGACUUAGCCAAUCUCAUGAUUUACUACAAAGACCUGAACCAGAGAUCAAUCAUGGAGAGCCCAGCCAACAGGAUUGAGAACCUGCUGUCCAAUUUUGGGGGCCAACUGGGUCUGUGGAUGAGCUGUUCCGUGGUCUGCGUCAUCGAGAUCAUCGAGGUCUUCUUCAUCGACUUCUUCUCCAUCAUCGCCCGGCGGCGCUGGCAGAAGGCCAAGGAGUGGUGGGGCGGGCGCAGGGCCCAACAGCGGCCCUCGUCUCUCGAGAGCCCCCCGGAGCACGGAGGCCACGACAACCCCACCUGCAUCCCCGACGAUGACCUGCCCACCUUCAACACCGCCCUGCGGCUGCCCCAGCCCCAAGGGACUCACGUGCCGGGCACCCCGCCCCCCAGGUACAACACCCUGCGGCUCGAGAGGGCCUUUGCCACCCAGCUGGAGGACACCCAGGAUGUUGGAAAGCUCUGAGGCCUGGGCUGGGGGCCCUGUUGACCCAGCUGAUGCCCAGAGGAAAGAGCACCCGGGACCAUUUUUGGGGGGUGUGAUCGUCGUGGGCCGGUGCCUUGGACUCUUUUGGUGGGGUAGGGUUGGGUAGGCCUCCCCGGAGCUGUUAACUGAACUGUGAAAACCUGCCUGUCGGGCAGGUCAGGGGCGAGGCUAGCCCUGGAAGCAGCCUGGGGACUGGUUUUUUUCUGGAACUUCGAUGAAAAGACACGUUAUUUUCUUAAAUGAAGUAUAAGAACAGUGAACUCACAGGGGCACCGGGAUCAUCAGACGGAGGCACUUCAGGGGUAAAGGUCAAGGGACCAGGAGACCACCUGCUUGACACCCGUCUACCGCCCGAGCUGCUCCGGGGUGGUGGGACCCCACGCUCCAGGCAGACCCUGAAAGUUUCGGGGGGCCCCUGCUGAGCCGUGAGCCCGGCCCAAGUCACUGACGCCGCAGAGAGAGCCCGAGGCCACCGGAGAAGCCAAAGAGAAGAGGGGAUGGAUGGAGGGGAGAGAAAAUGUCCCCAAGAUGCUCAGCAGCCUUAAGGUUCUGCCUGGAACCUGUCAGUAUCAGGUGGGGACUUUGCCGUGACCCUCACGCUGCUCUGGCCAGGAACUCAUCAGUGCGAAAGCUGUCUCUCAAAGAGCGUACAGAAGGAUGGGUUUUCGCCUCUGACUCUGGUCCUUUAGCUCUACCCUAGUCAACUCUCAACAGAGCAUCUGUUCAUGGUACUAGAGUCGACUUGAAAGAGGACUUGGAUAAUCAAACCUCUGGCAUUCUGGGCUCCUGCGGUCCCUGGUGGGGCUCAUGGGGGAUGCCUGGGUCCCAAGGAAAACAUUUAGAGAUCUCCUGGAGAGGUACAGAAAUACUUGCCUGAAGUGGAAUACAAUGAAGUCGUUUUGUUUUGUUUUUAAUGAUUAUUUAAAACUGUACGGCCUGGAAAGUAAACCACACAGCCAAAGGUGAUCUAUUUUUGAAUAAAUGGUGUGUGUUUUUUAGCCAAUGGA